This is a messenger RNA of Penicillium antarcticum, 573 nucleotides long. RefSeq lists its product as uncharacterized. Bases 1 to 573 code for a protein of 190 amino acids. The record is from RefSeq and is a predicted model, not a curated record. The transcript has 2 exons. Lineage: Eukaryota; Fungi; Ascomycota; Eurotiomycetes; Eurotiales; Aspergillaceae.
AUGACUGAGCGCAAAGUAUGGUUCAUUACCCAAAAAGAUAUUUUGCUUCCAAAGAGAGCCAGAGCCGAGGACAGAGGCGACGCUAUUUUACAAAAUCGGACCGAGAACAACACUAUUCCAGCAGGGCUAGAGAAGCUCAUGAAGAGCGAAAUAUUUCAACACAGGUGGCUCUGGGCUCGUGUGUCUGACUUCCCCGACUGUUCUGUGAAGGAAACACAUAAUUUAUUGCGACAUGAUCCAGCUUGGUACAUGCAAAAAGAGUUGAUUGAAGACUGCGCCGAGCAGGAUGGCUGGUGCAGUCGCAACUAUGAUUGCUGUACGAAGCAUCAUCUCACAGCUGACAGUCAAAUUGGUGCUGGCUACUGCACUACUGCCUGCGACUGCUGUGCUAUGGCGAGAGGAUUUGAGGAUACAGAGACUACAGAACAGCAGAUGGAUGAUUUUCUUGAUGAUAAGUGGUACGCUCAAAAGAAGCAGCGGUCGCUGGAAGCAAUCCGAUUGAAACGCCACAGGAAAAACAUGGACCAUGGUGGAAACGAUUCUCCAAAUUUCCUUGAGCAUUGGGAUGUUUGA